GCUUGUGUCGAUGACAGAUCAAUCAAUUCAACAAAACAAUAACACCAAUGUCGGAGUUUCUCGUUUCUCUGAAUCUAUUUAUUCUAGAAACAUGAAGACUCAGAAGAGAAAUAUUCAUUUUUUCGAUUUGUACUGGGAAGACAUUCUAGUCUCAAAGGUUUUGCCGUAUCUGACUAUUCAAGAAUGCUUCAAUUUCCGCUGUGUUUCGAAAACUUGUCUACAAAUUUCAAACAUGUACAUUUCCAAAAUGAACUCUCUAAAGUUAAUGAAUAAAGGUUUCUCCCCGCACACUUUUGGAGUCUUCAACUCGUGUACAAAGCUGACUGUGAUAAACCUGAGCAAAUGCACGACGCUGAACGACAGUGAAAUUAUACCCAUAUUCAGGCACAACGUGAAUCUGACCCACCUGAACCUGAGCCAGUGCAAGACGUUGUCGGCUAAGUGCUUGCAGCCAGUGAUCCUGUACUGCACCAACUUGAAGGUGUUGAAGCUGUCGCGCUGCGCGUGGCUCACCACCGGCGCCGUGGAGGCGCUGGCGCUGCACCAGAGCCGCAUAGAGGACGCGGACCUCUCCUACUGCCCAAUCAUAUCAGAAAGCUGCAUACAGAUUUUCAUCAAAAAGUUCCGCCAUCUCAAGAUUUUCAAUCUUGAAGGGAACAAACAGGUCUCAGACAAAAGUCUUAUAGCCAUGUCGAAAUACAGCAACUCCUUGAGCCUUCUGAAUUUGGGUGGUUGUUCUGAUAUAACGGAUAAAGGAAUAAAGGCUCUGGCGGUCCACUGCUCCAGCCUGCAGGGGCUGCUGAUUCGAGGAUGCUCCAAGGUGACAGAGAACAGUCUCCGCCUUAUGCGUAAUCGUGUGCACUUGGACCGAAGACCGGCUGAACCUGUGCCUCAGCCUAUUUACGUGCAGAUAUGAAACAGGUAGCUCAUGCCAUGCGUUACUAGAAGGCUUUUGGACUCAGCUAUUCCUAAAACCAGAAAACAGGUCAAGGGAUUAAGUAUAGAGGAAAUUAAUAUAGGUACUUACCAUCACAAUGCUUGUUUCUAAUUUGGAAAUCUGAUACUGGGCAUAAUACAAGCUGAUAGGUUUUUAAUUUCCAGCCAGAAAAGUGUUAAAUAGUAAUUAAUAUUUUUAGGGAUGGUUGGUAGAUCUAUUGGGGAAUAACACUUUGUUAAGAUAGCUCUAGUUUUCCAUGCAUCCUAACUAAUAUAUAC
This is a messenger RNA of Plutella xylostella (diamondback moth), 1215 nucleotides long. It is a transcript of the gene jet, whose product is annotated as F-box and leucine rich repeat protein jetlag. Gene Ontology annotation, biological process: SCF-dependent proteasomal ubiquitin-dependent protein catabolic process. Gene Ontology annotation, cellular component: SCF ubiquitin ligase complex. Gene Ontology annotation, molecular function: protein binding. The record is from RefSeq and is a predicted model, not a curated record. Lineage: Eukaryota; Metazoa; Arthropoda; Insecta; Lepidoptera; Plutellidae.